AUGAAUGGGGUCAUCACUAACCCUGAGAAGGGUUCCUCAGUUCACAUGCUCCUGCCUCCAAAGGGUGGGUGGGUGGGUGUGUCCCACGUCUGUCCUCCAACUGGGGGGACAUGUUCCUUUAAAGCCGCUAACACUGCCACAACAAUUCUGAAAUUCAUAGAUAUUAUAUUAAGAUUGUCAUCACAGGGAAAGAUGGAAAGCAGAGUGGUGUUUGAGACUCAUCUCAACCUCAAGGCAACAGAACUUAGAUUGGGAUUGCCAGGGACACAGGAAAACGAAGACAAAACCGCCCAUUCAUAUGCUGUUGUUAGAAACAACAAAAGGCCAGAACGCGAAACCUCUGAAGACUCUGUUUCCAUUUCAAAGGCCUCACUUGACCAACAACAUGUGCACGCUGUUGCAGCCCCUCAGCUCAAGGCAGAGAUAGUGGGGUGGCCACCAAUCAGAUCCUACAGGAAGAACAGUGUGCAGGAGGGCGAGGGGGAUGGAAUCUAUGUGAAAGUGAGCAUGGAUGGAGCACCUUACCUCAGAAAGAUUGACUUGAAAGUCUACAGGGGCUAUCCAGAACUACUCAAAGCUUUAGAAACCAUGUUCAAGUUGACCAUAGGUGAGUACUCUGAAAGAGAGGGUUAUAAGGGAUCUGAAUAUGCUCCUACAUAUGAAGACAAGGAUGGUGACUGGAUGCUAGUUGGAGAUGUUCCAUGGGACAUGUUUAUGACUUGUUGCAAAAGGCUAAGAAUCAUGAAAGGCUCCGAAGCAAGAGGGCUGGGUUGUGGUGUAUGA
Messenger RNA from Sphenostylis stenocarpa, 783 nucleotides. NCBI's taxonomy places the organism in Eukaryota, Viridiplantae, Streptophyta, Magnoliopsida, Fabales, Fabaceae. The record is from the annotation of a GenBank genome assembly.